GACGGUGCGCUAUAAAUACUACCUAGCCUAGAGGUAUUGGAAUGCUCGGGUAAUGACGGCAUAGGGCUACUUUUCAGUUUACUCUCGAAAAGUGCUAGAGCCCCUCUAGAGACGCUCCAAUAGAAGUGUUUAAUCAUCGUUAUUAGACAUAGCCGCCUACCCUCCUACCUGACUAAAUCCACUUCUCCAAUAUCACACCACCGCCUAAAGGGGGCGACCACUCGUUUUUUUCAAACUGAUGCAGCGCUUCGUCCGCCGACUAAGUACUAUCUCAUCAUCUUCACGGCUAGCACAGAUCGCAUUUCACCUGGCCUACGAACCUAUCACCCGUCGCACAAUGGCUACGGUAUCUACUUUAGGCCCGGCGCCUUGGCGAAAGCUCUUUCUGGACCACGUACAGACAAUGCCGUCUCCGGAAUUCAGCCUCGCCACAGUCCGCAAAACUUCUUCCCUCACGGGCCUCGCGUACGCGCCGCGGACCCGUACGUGCGUCUUCCGCGGCUUGUUCGCGGACUUACCCGUGAACCCUAAGAACGAGGCCGAGCUCAACCCGGAUAUCUACGAAAGCGACUUCCUGACGCUGACUACGGACUGCCGCAUGGAUAAGAUGGCAGAGCUAUUCGACGUGGACGCCGAUGACGGCGCGAACGAGGGGCUGCUUAGGGGAUCGGGGGGCGGCGCGCCUGUUGAAGCUGUGUUCUGGGCGAGGGAGAAAGGCACGCAGUGGCGCGUCAGAGGGAAGGCGUGGGUCCUCGCCCCGGACAUCGAGGGCUCGGCUGAGGGCAGACAGGUGAUCACGAAACUCCGCGCGCGCAUGCGGAGGAGGAAAAACGCCGGGUCGGAGCCUGCGGACGGCAGGCUGUGGAGUUUCGGCCGCGAGGUCACGGCGCAUUUCGGAAACUUGAGUCCGCAGAUGCGAGGGACGUUCCGGAACCCGCCGCCGGGAACGCCGGUCGCGCUGCCGGUUAAGGAUGGAAGGUUGGGGCUUGGGCAGAAGGUGGGGGAUUUGGAGGAUGAGGUUGCGAGGGGGAAUUUUAGAGUCGUGGUUAUUGUCCCGGAUGAGCUGGACCAGGCUGAUUUGAGCGAUCCGGAGGCUCCGAGGAGGUGGUUGUAUACGUUUGUCGGGGGUGGGAAGACGGAGUCUACGACGCGGGGCGGGAGUAUACGGGAUGGGUGGGAGAAGGUUGAGGUGUGGCCGUAGUUGGGAGGGGGGAUGAGGAAAGAAAUACCUACGUUGAGAUGGGGGAAUAGGUAGGAAGUGAGGUCUAGCUGUCGCGAUAAAAUUUACCUACGUAGGUAACUGAAUAUAAAUAUAUACCUUCUUGCUCUAA
Annulohypoxylon maeteangense is the source of this 1331-nucleotide messenger RNA. Its product is annotated as pyridoxamine 5'-phosphate oxidase-domain-containing protein. The record is from RefSeq and is a predicted model, not a curated record. The transcript has a single exon. Bases 239 to 1201 code for a protein of 320 amino acids. NCBI's taxonomy places the organism in Eukaryota, Fungi, Ascomycota, Sordariomycetes, Xylariales, Hypoxylaceae. Gene Ontology annotation, molecular function: FMN binding.